Molecule: messenger RNA, 1038 nt
Organism: Neomonachus schauinslandi (Hawaiian monk seal)
Lineage: Eukaryota; Metazoa; Chordata; Mammalia; Carnivora; Phocidae
Gene: TMOD4
Product: tropomodulin 4
Exons: 9
Coding region: 1-1038 (345 amino acids)
Biological process (GO): myofibril assembly; pointed-end actin filament capping; muscle contraction
Cellular component (GO): striated muscle thin filament; myofibril
Molecular function (GO): tropomyosin binding
Source: RefSeq, a predicted model, not a curated record
AUGUCGUCGUAUCAGAAGGAACUGGAGAAAUACAGAGACAUAGAUGAAGAUGAGAUCCUAAGGACCCUGAGCCCCGAGGAGCUAGAGCAGCUGGACUGCGAGCUACAGGAGAUGGACCCCGAGAACAUGCUCCUGCCAGCUGGACUAAGACAACGUGACCAGACAAAGAAGAGUCCAACGGGGCCGCUGGACCGGGAUGCCCUUUUGCAGUACCUAGAGCAGCAGGCACUAGAGGUCAAAGAGCGUGAUGACCUGGUGCCCUUCACAGGCGAGAAGAAAGGGAAACCCUAUAUUCAGCCCAAGAGAGAAAUUCCUGUACAGGAGCAGAUCACUCUGGAGCCUGAACUGGAAGAGGCACUGGCCAAUGCCACAGAUGCUGAAAUGUGUGACAUUGCAGCAAUUCUGGGCAUGUACACACUGAUGAGCAACAAGCAAUACUAUGACGCCAUCUGCAGUGGAGAGAUCUGCAACACGGAAGGCAUUAGCAGUGUGGUGCAACCUGACAAGUAUAAGCCAGUGCCAGAUGAGCCCCCAAAUCCCACAAACAUCGAGGAGAUCCUAAAGAGUGUUCAAAACAACGACAAGGAGCUGGAGGAGGUGAACCUCAAUAACAUACAGGACAUCCCGAUACCCAUGCUAACGGAGUUAUGUGAGGCAAUGAAGACAAAUACCUAUGUCCGGAGCUUCAGUCUGGUGGCCACAAGGAGUGGUGACCCCAUUGCCAAUGCGGUGGCGGACAUGUUGCGUGAGAAUCGUAGCCUCCAGAGCCUGAACAUUGAAUCCAACUUCAUCAGCAGCACAGGGCUCAUGGCUGUGCUGAAGGCAGUUCGGGAAAAUGCCACACUCACUGAGCUCCGUGUAGACAACCAGCGCCAGUGGCCUGGCGACGCAGUGGAGAUGGAGAUGGCCACCGUGCUCGAACAGUGUCCCUCCAUUGUCCGCUUUGGCUACCACUUUACACAGCAGGGGCCACGAGCUCGGGCCGCCCAGGCCAUGACCCGGAACAAUGAACUACGUCGCCAGCAAAAAAAGAGAUAA